Molecule: messenger RNA, 174 nt
Organism: Dovyalis caffra
Lineage: Eukaryota; Viridiplantae; Streptophyta; Magnoliopsida; Malpighiales; Salicaceae
Source: the annotation of a GenBank genome assembly
AUGGUGGGAGGCCUGCGUCAGCAAGGUCGUUUGAAGUUGAAGGGUGCGAAAGACUCAAACGUGGAUGACCAAAAGCCAUGUUCACAUGUAGCGCUACGAGAAGAUAAUGUUGAAAUCCUCCACUCCAAAGCCCUUUGGGCUGAGGCAGCUCCAAGCUUGCGUAGUGUCAACUAA